This is a messenger RNA of Tinamus guttatus (white-throated tinamou), 303 nucleotides long. Lineage: Eukaryota; Metazoa; Chordata; Aves; Tinamiformes; Tinamidae. The record is from RefSeq and is a predicted model, not a curated record.
AUGCCAAAGGGGGAUAACACCAAUGGGAAUAACGCUAAGGAGGAGGAACGCCAAGAGGGGGGACGCCAAGGUAACACCAAGGGGGAGGCCGUGGCAGUGCACUGCUUGCUGGGGAACGGCCGCACGGGCACCAUGCUGGCCUGCUACCUCGUGAAGACCCAGAGGAUGAGCGGGAUCGACGCCAUCCAAGAGAUCCGCAGGCUGCGGCCGGGCGCCAUCGAGACGCAUGAGCAGGAGAAAGCCGUGGUGCAGUUCUACCAGCGCACUAAGUAGGGGCAGCCCUGUCUCCGCGUCUCCCACCGC